AUGAAGUGGUGCUGUUUCCUGUUCUGGUUCGUAUAUCGACUGAUUCUCGCCUGCCUGGCACAUCUCAACUGGUCACUUGCGUUGUAUACAAAUUGUAUUUACUUUACUCUGUGGAAAAGUUAUGAUUUGUUAUGGUUCUGGAUGCAUCUUACUCUUUGCACGUGUUUUCAAUCUUUACGUCGUGAAAACUAUAUGGUCGUAUGGAGUAAUUUGAUUUGGAAGCGGUACACGAAACAUCCAGAUAAGACGUACAAGCAACUCUAUCUAGCUCUUUAUGGCGGCAAAGGUACAAAAGCCGAGCGUGCUUUGCAGCGAAUGGACACCAUCGAAAUUCGGGAACGAGAGCAGCAAAGGCUAAAAUCAGAUGGCAGUUCGUCGUCUGCGUCUUCCGAAAGUGAGAACGACAUUGACGACAAUGAUGUCGCUUUAACUGGCAAAACAACAAUGUGUGGUCCACGAGUGAUUCCCGAAGUCAUUGCGGAGGAGGAAGCUGAGUGCCGCAAGUAUGUAUAUAUCGGACAGGCCGUUGAUUCUCAAGCUGAUUUGGAACUGAGGCAACGCGGCGGUGCAGAUGAAGAAAACGAUCUUCCAGUUCCUGUUCGACCCUCGCGUCCUUCAAAAGAGUCGUCAGCCAGCAACAGUGCAGCAGGCAAUGGCCAGUUCAAUACGCUGCUCGGAAAUCCGUUAAAGAAUGGCGGGAAUGCCACGCAGAACAGCGUGGCUUUCAAGGAUACUAUUCCUGUCCGCCCAAGUCCUCGACGAAGUGACAGCGAGGAGUCCAAGAGGAGUGUAUGGAGUCGUGUCAUCAAUAUAAUACCAAAGCCUUUAAAGAGCAAAGCAAACGGGAAAGGCGAGGUCGACGCAAAUGUUUUGGAUAUCCUGGUGCCAAAUUUCACGAACACGUAUGAUGUUCUGGACGAAAAGGAACGUGAAAAACGAGCAAAGCGAGACCGGAAAGCACUAACACAGCGAGUACGACGCCGCAUCCGCGAAGAGCUGCGAGAAGCAGCUAGACAAGAACGACGACGAAAAAAAAUCGCCGACUCUAUUGAGCUGUUGCUACAAUUUCUGAGAAUGAUCACCUCAUUCGCUAUAUUGUAUUUGAGGCCGGGACAACGCGCUUACGAUAACUACGAGCUUCUACUCGUGUUCAGAGCAACCACAUUCCUCGACGUUGGUAUGUUCUGGACUAAUGUUAUGUGGGUGUAUUGUCUACAGUGGCAUCUCUGCUGCCGGUUGGGAUGUGUGCGAUUCUGGCUGUGGUUAGCAUUGUUAUCAACGAUCGCACUUGUGGCCAUGAUCAUGCCAAUGAGCUACGCUAUGAAUGAACUGGAUUUGACCAAAGUGGUGAAGGAAAUGAUGUUCAAAACUCAAGAUUCUAGCUGUUUCCACCUCAAACGUUCUGCAAGUCCAACCUUUCACUGUACAAAUUUGCAACAAUUUUUCGUAUAUGCGAUACAUUCCACAUGA
Messenger RNA from Necator americanus (New World hookworm), 1470 nucleotides. RefSeq lists its product as uncharacterized. The record is from RefSeq and is a predicted model, not a curated record. The transcript has 16 exons. NCBI's taxonomy places the organism in Eukaryota, Metazoa, Nematoda, Chromadorea, Rhabditida, Ancylostomatidae. Bases 1 to 1470 code for a protein of 489 amino acids.